AUGUCAGAAAACAAAGUAUCAUCUUUUCCCAAGCAAUAUGAAGAAGAAGGACCUAUCACUUUUGAAGCCAGACCCGAUCCAGAAUCAAUUAUCAAAUUUUCGUGGUACUCAUCAUACUCAUUUGUGAUGGAAAACAUGGAAAUUAUGGAUUACAUGGCGAAUGAUAUAGGAAUGGAACAGAAUAUUGUCUUACUUGCUUCACUUCAAGCAAUAAAUUCAGGUUCACGAUUGUAA
Molecule: messenger RNA, 234 nt
Organism: Ambispora gerdemannii
Lineage: Eukaryota; Fungi; Glomeromycota; Glomeromycetes; Archaeosporales; Ambisporaceae
Source: the annotation of a GenBank genome assembly